Molecule: messenger RNA, 1857 nt
Organism: Glycine soja
Lineage: Eukaryota; Viridiplantae; Streptophyta; Magnoliopsida; Fabales; Fabaceae
Product: probable protein phosphatase 2C 13
Exons: 2
Coding region: 220-1437 (405 amino acids)
Biological process (GO): protein dephosphorylation
Molecular function (GO): protein serine/threonine phosphatase activity; cation binding
Source: RefSeq, a predicted model, not a curated record
UUAGUGCCAAAAGGAAAUAAAUAGAAACGCAUACGCGCAAUUUCUGUUGUUCAGAGCUCUUCAGGAAGAAAAGAAAAAAGAAAAACAGAGAAAACCAAACCCUAAUUAGAAACGAUUUCGGAAUCCCUAAUUCGCAAAUCGCAACCCUAGUUGUGCUGUGCGUUGUUGUAGUGGUUUUUGGAAGAGGAGGCUUGAGCUAAACGCUGCGUUUCGACGACGAUGAUCGUGAGCCAGAACAUGGUGACGGAGGCGGAAAUUAUUUGCAAGCAGAACAUUCCGAUGUUGGACGUGAAGAAGUACCACCUUCGCGUGGCGCAAGAGCUCGGCGUUAACGUUAAGGUCGUCGAGGUUUCUCCCACCUCUAACGGCGUUCCCGUCUUCGGCCACGUACGGGUUUCUUCUGAAUCGGUUUCCACCGAAACGACUCGUUUUGAAUCGGUUAUGGGUUGCUCUGAGAUGAUUGAAGAAUCCAUUUUAGAGACUCCUGCUACUGAAUUUACACCGAAUGUUCGAUCUGGUUGCUGUGCUGAUAUUGGACCGAGGGGGUCUAUGGAUGAUGAGCAUAUUCAGAUAGAUGAUCUAGCAGCCCACCUUGGAUUUGUGUUCAAACACCCUAUGCCGAGUGCAUUCUAUGCAGUUUUUGAUGGGCAUGGAGGGCCUGAUGCAGCCGCCUUUGUGAAGAACAAUGCUAUGAGAUUAUUAUUUGAGGAUGCUGAUAUGCUGCAAUCUUAUGAUGCUGAUGCACUUUUUCUGAAGAAGUUGGAAGAUUCUCAUCGGAGGGCAUUUUUGGGCGCAGACCUUGCCUUGGCUGAUGAGCAAAGUGUUAGUAGUUCCUGUGGAACAACGGCGUUGACCGCCCUUGUACUUGGAAGGCAUUUGAUGGUUGCUAAUGCUGGUGACUGUCGAGCUGUUCUUUGUAGGCGAGGAGUUGCCGUUGAUAUGUCCCAAGAUCACAGGCCAAGUUAUUUACCAGAACGAAGGAGAGUGGAGGAGUUAGGUGGUUUCAUUGAUGAUGGGUAUCUCAAUGGUUAUCUUUCUGUGACUCGUGCCCUUGGAGAUUGGGACUUGAAAUUUCCACUAGGUUCUGCGUCACCUCUUAUUGCUGAGCCGGAUGUUCAGGUGGUCACAUUGACAGAGGACGACGAGUUCCUGAUCAUUGGGUGUGAUGGUAUUUGGGAUGUAAUUUCAAGCCAGGAUGCAGUUAGUUUUGUGCGGCGUGGAUUAAGAAGGCAUGACGAUCCUCAACAAUGUGCCAGAGAGCUUGUUAAGGAAGCAUUGCGCCUACACACAUCAGAUAAUCUUACUGUGAUUGUUAUCUGCUUGUCCCCUGUCCAAAGCAUUGUCGAAUCAUGUCCACCCCAGAGGCGAAGAUUCAGAGCUUGUUCUUUGUCUGAAGAGGCCAGGAACAGAUUAAGGAGCUUGCUAGAGGGAAACUGAAUGUAAAUACGGUUCUCAUGAUUCACAGUCAUUCCUUUCAUGAAAAAGAUUGAUUCGUGUUUGUAGGCUGUUUUAGAGUUAUAGCAAGCAGCCAGCAGUUUUGUACGGGUAGUAGAGGAGUAUAAUUGUUGGGGGUUUAGACCUAUUUAUUUAAUUCUGGGGUUUACCUUGGUCUAGGUAGAGAAACAUGUGGCUAGGUAAUUUUGGCGGGAACAAUGUGGGAUUCGAUUUCACAUCCGUAAAUAAGAGAUGAUUUAGGCUUCUCAGCAAUGCUGUGGGUGAAUGCGACCAAAAGACUCAUUAUUUUCUUGAUUGUUGCAUUCAAUAGCGGUUUGUUUGAUGCGUGGGGUGGGAUAGUUGAGUAGAGUGCACGUUUCAACCUAUUUCUAUGUUUUUAUUCUACUCGUUUACUUCCAAUUC